AGAUUCUUCAAUAUACACACACACACAUCACAACGAAGAAGACGACGAAGAAGAACAACAACGAUGUUCUUAAUCAAAAACCUCACACGAGUCUCACCAUCUACAUCAUCAUCGAUCUUGACCAGAUUUAGAAACUCCGGAUCAUCAUCAUCAUCAUCAUACACUCUCGCUUCCCGUUUCUGCACAGCUCAAGAGACUCAGAUUCAAUCUCCGGCAUCAAAUGGUGUGGAUCGGAGUCAAUACGAAGGUUUGAGACCGACGAGAGAAGGAGAGAAGCCGAGAGUGGUGGUUCUCGGGUCGGGUUGGGCGGGUUGUAGGUUGAUGAAAGGGAUCGAUACGAAUCUCUACGACGUCGUUUGCGUAUCUCCGAGGAACCAUAUGGUCUUCACUCCUCUCCUUGCUUCUACUUGUGUUGGCACUCUCGAGUUUAGGUCUGUCGCUGAGCCUAUUUCUCGUAUUCAACCUGCGAUUUCCAGAGAGCCUGGUUCUUAUUUCUUCCUCGCUAAUUGCUCUCGCCUUGAUCCUGAUGCUCAUGAGGUUCACUGUGAGACUUUUACUGAUGGCUUGGACACAUUAAAGCCAUGGAAGUUCAAGAUUGCUUACGACAAGCUUGUAGUAGCAAGUGGUGCAGAGGCAUCCACGUUUGGAAUCCAUGGCGUCAUGGAAAAUGCCAUCUUUCUCCGUGAGGUUCACCAUGCUCAGGAGAUCCGGAGAAAGCUUCUUUUGAAUCUGAUGCUGUCUGAUACUCCUGGCAUAGCGAAAGAGGAGAAACAGAGGCUGUUACAUUGCGUCGUUGUUGGAGGUGGACCAACAGGGGUUGAGUUUAGCGGUGAAUUGAGUGACUUUAUCAUGAAAGAUGUUCGCCAAAGAUAUGCCCAUGUGAAGGACGACAUUCAUGUUACCUUGAUAGAGGCCAGGGAUAUACUUUCAUCGUUCGAUGAUCGUCUUAGACGUUAUGCUAUCAAACAGUUGAACAAGUCUGGAGUACGGUUUGUGCGUGGGAUUGUGAAGGAUGUGCAGCCUCAGAAGCUAAUACUUGACGAUGGCACAGAAGUUCCCUACGGACUCCUAGUGUGGUCCACUGGUGUUGGUCCUUCUCCUUUCGUUAGGUCUCUUGGUCUACCAAAAGAUCCUACUGGAAGGAUUGGCAUUGACGAAUGGAUGCGUGUACCUUCUGUUCAAGACGUGUUUGCCAUUGGUGACUGCAGCGGGUAUCUGGAGACCACCGGAAAACCAACCCUUCCUGCUCUAGCUCAGGUAGCUGAGAGAGAAGGCAAAUACUUGGCGAAUCUCCUAAAUGAGAUCGGGAAAGCCAAUGGAGGACGAGCCAACAGUGCAAAGGAGAUAGAACUUGGAGCUCCCUUUGUGUAUAAGCAUCUUGGAAGCAUGGCUACCAUCGGUAGAUACAAAGCCCUAGUCGACCUCCGAGAGAGCAAGGACGCAAAAGGGAUAUCAAUGACUGGUUUCGUGAGCUGGUUCAUAUGGAGAUCGGCCUAUCUGACUCGAGUCGUAAGUUGGAGAAACCGCUUCUAUGUCGCCAUUAAUUGGUUCACCACUUUCGUCUUCGGUCGUGACAUUAGUCGUAUCUGAUCUAUCUGUGUCCAAAGUGUUUCAUCUCGGCCUACUGUUAGCGAAGUUGUUUGUACAGAAACACACAUCAAUAACAAGCUCCAGGUGAAGCUAAGAGUUUUAACUUUUUUUGUGUGUUGAGGUGAGUAAUAACUUUUUUUUUUUUUUUUGUCAUCUUUUGAAUAUACGGUUUUUUUGGUUGUUGAGAAUUCUUCAGAACGAGAAUUUUAAUAGAUUUAGUAAUAAUGAUUUUUCUUCAUCAU
This is a messenger RNA of Capsella rubella, 1832 nucleotides long. RefSeq names its product internal alternative NAD(P)H-ubiquinone oxidoreductase A2, mitochondrial. Lineage: Eukaryota; Viridiplantae; Streptophyta; Magnoliopsida; Brassicales; Brassicaceae. Gene Ontology annotation, molecular function: NADH dehydrogenase activity. The transcript has 8 exons. The coding region runs from base 64 to 1590 and encodes 508 amino acids. The record is from RefSeq and is a predicted model, not a curated record.